AUGAGAAUCGGUUUCUUGGGGCUGGGUAUGAUGGGUACGCCCAUGGCAAUCAAUCUUUGCCGCAAAUUUUCCGUGGUUGUUUGGAAUCGAAGCGACUCGAGAUACGAUACCCUGAUAGAUGCAGGAGCUGCCAUUGGCAAGACUCCCUCUCACGUGGCCAAGCAAUCGGAUAUCAUCUUUAUAAUGCUCUUUGAUGGCUCUGCCAUUCAAUCAAUAAUCAAUAGCGACGACGAUUUUAUGAAGUCAAUACGCGGUAAAAUAGUCAUCAACACGAGUUCUGUAUCUGUUGACUACAGCCACAAACUAUCUCAGCAAAUCCACGACGCUGGUGGUAACUUCAUCGAGAUGCCUGUCAGCGGCAGCAAGAUCCCCGCUGAGCAAGGUCAACUUGUUGGCAUGAUUGCGGGAGAUCCCGCCAUUUCUGACCUGAUUAAGCCGAUUGUGGAACCCAUUACCAGCGCCGCUGUGUAUUGUGGCCCAAUCGGAUCGGGUUUGAAAGCCAAGUAUGCCGUCAAUCUGUUCUUAGUCUCGGUAACCGCCGGACUCGCCGAAUCCAUGAAUCUUGCUCGGAGUCAAGGUCUUAGCCUCGAAUCUUUUGGCAAAGUGCUUAACGCCUGUCCUCUAGCCUCUGCGUACUCGAGGGUGAAGAUUGCCAAAAUUCUCAAGGAAGACUGGUCUCCACAGGCAGCCAUGAAGGAUUGUUAUAAUAGCACCCAGUUGAUUCGAUCAGCAGCGCAAAAGGUACAAGUCCAAACGCCUCUCAUUGAAAUCUGCCACUCACUCUAUCGAGAUGCUUGUAAUUCUGGUUGGGGAGAAGAGGACAUGAUGGCUAUAUACAAACUGUUUACUCAAGCACAGACUGUUCCCUCAUAG
Trichoderma gamsii is the source of this 873-nucleotide messenger RNA. RefSeq lists its product as hypothetical. The transcript has a single exon. Lineage: Eukaryota; Fungi; Ascomycota; Sordariomycetes; Hypocreales; Hypocreaceae. Gene Ontology annotation, molecular function: NADP binding; NAD binding; oxidoreductase activity, acting on the CH-OH group of donors, NAD or NADP as acceptor. The record is from RefSeq and is a predicted model, not a curated record. Bases 1 to 873 code for a protein of 290 amino acids.